Molecule: messenger RNA, 674 nt
Organism: Vanrija pseudolonga
Lineage: Eukaryota; Fungi; Basidiomycota; Tremellomycetes; Trichosporonales; Trichosporonaceae
Gene: img1
Product: 54S ribosomal protein subunit img1, mitochondrial
Exons: 2
Coding region: 26-622 (198 amino acids)
Biological process (GO): translation
Cellular component (GO): ribosome; mitochondrial large ribosomal subunit
Molecular function (GO): structural constituent of ribosome
Source: RefSeq, a predicted model, not a curated record
CUGCAUCGACAAUAACAACAACAAAAUGCGCCAGGCUAUCGCGCGUAUCGGCGACGUUUUGAGGGCGGGCCCGUCGAGCAGGUCACUGUCGACCAGCGCCGUGCGGGAAAAUUACCCCUUCUCCAACCGCGCCGUCUUCCCCGCGUCGACGCUGUCGUCCCCCGAAAUCCCGGCCAACCUCAUCUCCCCCAAGAACGGGUGGAGCGUAGUCACGCACCAGAACGAGGCGCUCAAGAAGGCGUACGACGGCGCCGGCGUGCUCAAGACGCUCUUUGCGCGCCGCUCGGCCCAGCGCAUCAAGACGGGCUCGGUGCUCUCCGUCAUCUCGUACAGCAACCCCGCCAAGACGGGCGUCACCCCCUUCUCGGGCGUGCUCAUGGGCGUCAAGCGCCGCGGAGUCGACACGAGCUUCACCCUCCGCAACGUCGUCCAGAGGACCGGCGUCGAGAUGAACUUCAAGGUCUGCUCCCCCAUGAUCAAGGAGAUCAAGGUCAUCCGCCGCGCAGAGGGCCGCAAGUCGGGCAUUAGGGAUCUCCGCCGCGCAAAGGCCACCUACCUCCGCGACCGCCCCGGUGUCAUGUCCCAGAUUGCAGGCGCCCUCAAGGCCAGCACCCGCUCAUAGCCUCGCCGUCUAUGGCUCCCGGCUCAUACUCAUCGGAUACGUGGCAUGCAUA